Molecule: messenger RNA, 423 nt
Organism: Prorocentrum cordatum
Lineage: Eukaryota; Dinophyceae; Prorocentrales; Prorocentraceae
Source: the annotation of a GenBank genome assembly
AUGCCAGAGGCGAAGCUGGAGCCUGAACCCUGGCUCAUUAGCUACAACGCUGGGAUCAGCGCGUGCGAGAAGGGCGAGCAGUGGUGGCGGGCUUUGGCGCUGCUCAGCGAGAUGUGGGCGGCGAAGCUGAAGCCCGACGUCAUCAGCUGCAACGCAGGGAUCAGCGCGUGCGAGAAGGGCGGGCAGUGGCGGCGGGCGCUGGCGCUGCUCUGCGAGGUGUGGGAGGCGAAGCUGGAGCCCAGUUUUAUCAGCUACAACGCUGGGAUCAUCGCGUGCGAGAAUGGCGAACAGUGGCGGUGGGCUUUUGCGCUGCUCAGCCAGAUGCGGGAGGCGAAGCUGGAGCCCAACCCCUGGUCAGCUACAAUGCUGUGGUUAGCGCGUGCCAAAAAGGCGAGCAUUUGCAGCGGGCUCUGUUGCUGCUGA